Molecule: messenger RNA, 789 nt
Organism: Solanum tuberosum (potato)
Lineage: Eukaryota; Viridiplantae; Streptophyta; Magnoliopsida; Solanales; Solanaceae
Product: protein TsetseEP-like
Exons: 2
Coding region: 47-589 (180 amino acids)
Source: RefSeq, a predicted model, not a curated record
AGAUGGUUGAUAUCUCUUCAUAGUACAAACACUUAAUUAGUAAAAAAUGGCAAUUAUGAAGAUGCUCAUGAUGUUAGUGGUGACUGCAAUUUUAUUUUGCAACAACCACCAACUGACCAUGGCGAAAGAAGUCGCCUUGGUCGAUGAGGGAAGUGAGUCACUAGGCUCAUCCCCAUUUGACUUUCUAUGUCAACAUUUGUCGUGGCCACACCCUUGGCCACAACCAUGCCAUCCUCCAAGGCCAAGGCCACGACCACGACCACGACCACGACCUAGACCUAGACCACGACCAUGCUCACCACCACCUCCACCACCGAGCUCACCACCAAGAUCACCACCACCUCCCUCCCCGGCAACGACUUGCUCGGCUAGUGACCAACAACAAGUGAAGACAUGCAUGUUCGAGACAACUUCAAUCGAUGCAUGUUGCCCAAUAUUCAGGAAGAUACUCAGGACUAGUUGUCCUUGCUAUAAGUAUGCUGAGGAUUUGGACAAUCAAAUCUUGAUCACUCUCGAAGCUUAUUGUGAUGUCAGUACCCCCUGCAAGGGUGUGCAAGUGAUUAAGCUAUCCAAGAAUGAGUCAAGAUGAAGUUUUUGAUGCUUAAUUGUUUCAGAUCUUGUUUUAGUUUCUCUUUAUGUUGAAAAGUCUCAAGCUAAUUAAUUAUAUGUUAUAAUACUUUGAAUUUCUAAGGGUACACUUGUAAUUGCGCAUGAGCAAUUUUAGUAGUACAAAUAAGGUUUUUUUUUGGUUGACUUGAGUGACUAAAGAUUUUAAUAUUGAAAAUUGAA